Orcinus orca (killer whale) is the source of this 2954-nucleotide messenger RNA. RefSeq names its product NAD synthetase 1 (gene NADSYN1). The record is from RefSeq and is a predicted model, not a curated record. Gene Ontology annotation, cellular component: cytoplasm. Bases 170 to 2290 code for a protein of 706 amino acids. Gene Ontology annotation, biological process: NAD+ biosynthetic process. Gene Ontology annotation, molecular function: glutaminase activity; NAD+ synthase (glutamine-hydrolyzing) activity; ATP binding. NCBI's taxonomy places the organism in Eukaryota, Metazoa, Chordata, Mammalia, Artiodactyla, Delphinidae. The transcript is spliced from 21 exons.
GGGGAGAUCGCGGCGGGGCCUGACGCUGGGGCUCUGCUGUCCUGUCCCUGCAGGGCCUGGCGGGACGGGACGGGGCAACCCGGAAGGACACAAGCCGCGGCCGCCUGUCUCCCUAGGACAGAAAGACUCACCGUCCGGCCGGCCUUUUGCCCAGGCGACUGCAGCCAGGAUGGGCCGGAAGGUGACCGUGGCCACCUGCGCGCUCAACCAGUGGGCCCUGGACUUCGAGGGCAAUUUGCAAAGGAUUUUAAAGAGUAUUGAAAUUGCCAAGCACAAAGGAGCAAGAUACAGGCUUGGACCAGAACUGGAAAUAUGUGGCUACGGUUGUUGGGAUCAUUAUUACGAGUCGGACACCCUCCUGCAUUCGCUCCAGGUCCUGGCUGCCCUUCUGGAAUCUCCAGUCACUCAGGAUAUCAUCUGUGAUGUGGGAAUGCCCGUGAUGCACCGAAACGUCCGCUACAACUGCAGGGUGAUCUUUCUCAACAGGAAGAUCCUGCUCAUCAGACCCAAAAUGGCCUUGGCCAACGAGGGCAACUACCGAGAGCUGCGCUGGUUCACCCCGUGGUCCCGGAGCCGGCAAACAGAGGAAUAUUUUCUCCCCCGGAUGAUACAGGACCUGACAAAGCAGGAAACCGUGCCCUUUGGGGAUGCUGUCCUCUCCACCCGGGACACGUGCAUCGGGAGUGAGGUCUGCGAGGAACUCUGGACACCCCACAGCCCACACGUGGACAUGGGCCUGGACGGCGUGGAGAUCUUCACCAAUGCCUCAGGCAGCCACCACGUGCUGCGCAAAGCCCACGCCAGGGUGGACCUGGUGACCAUGGCCACCACCAAGAACGGCGGGAUUUACUUGCUGGCCAAUCAGAAGGGCUGUGACGGGGACCGGCUGUACUACGACGGCUGUGCCCUGAUAGCCAUGAACGGCAGCAUCUUUGCCCAGGGAUCCCAGUUCUCUCUGGACGACGUGGAAGUCCUCACCGCCACGUUGGAUUUGGAGGACGUCAGAAGCUACAGGGCAGAGAUUUCAUCUCGAAACCUGGCGGCCAGCAGAGUGAGCCCCUACCCCCGCGUGAAGGUGGACUUCGCCCUGUCCUGCCACGAGGACCUGCUGGAGCCGCUCUCUGAGCCCAUUGAGUGGAAAUACCACAGUCCCGCCGAGGAGAUCAGCCUCGGACCUGCAUGCUGGCUCUGGGAUUUUUUAAGACGUAGCCAACAGGCGGGGUUCUUCCUGCCCCUGAGCGGCGGGGUGGACAGCGGGGCCACCGCCUGUCUCGUCUACUCCAUGUGCCACCAGGUCUGCGAGGCUGUGAAGCGCGGAAGUCAGGAAGUGCUGGACGACGUCCGGACCAUUGUGAACCAGACCAGCUACAGCCCCCAGGACCCCCGGGAGCUCUGCGGCCGCAUCCUGACCACCUGCUACAUGGCCAGCGAGAACUCCUCCCGGGAGACGUGCAACAGAGCCAGAGAUCUCGCCCAGCAGAUCGGAAGCCACCACAUCGGUCUCAACAUCGACCCAGCCGUGAAGGCCGUCAUGGGCAUCUUCAGCCUGGUGACGGGUAAAAGCCCUGCGUUUGCAGCUCACGGAGGAAGCAGCCGGGAGAACCUGGCCCUGCAGAACGUACAGGCGCGGGUGAGGAUGGUCAUGGCCUACCUCUUCGCUCAGCUGAGCCUCUGGUCCCGGGGCGCCCCAGGCAGGCUUCUCGUGCUCGGAUCUGCCAACGUGGAUGAGAGCCUCCUCGGCUACCUGACCAAGUACGACUGCUCCAGCGCGGACAUCAACCCCAUAGGCGGGAUCAGCAAGACAGACCUGAGAGCGUUCGUCCAGCUCUGCAUGGAGCGCUUCCAGCUUCCCGCCCUGCAGAGCAUCCUGGCAGCACCGGCCACUGCCGAGCUGGAGCCCUUGGCCCACGGACGGGUGUCCCAGACUGACGAGGAAGACAUGGGAGUGACCUACGCGGAGCUGUCGGUCUACGGGAGGCUCCGGAAGAUCGCCAAGAUGGGGCCCUACAGCAUGUUCUGCAAACUCCUCUACGUGUGGAAGGACGUCUGCACCCCCAGACAGGUGGCCGACAAAGUGAAGCGGUUUUUCUCGAAGUAUUCCACGAACAGACACAAAAUGACCACACUGACCCCCGCGUAUCACGCCGAGAGCUACAGCCCAGACGACAACAGGUUCGACCUGCGGCCGUUUCUGUACAACGCCCACUGGCCUUGGCAGUUCCGCUGCAUAGAAGCUCAGGUUCUCCAGCUGGAGAGGAGACAGCAUCAGGACCUGGACGGCGUGGACUGAGCCCAGGUCCUGCGCAGAGGGCUCCCCUCCCGCGAGGAUGCUCGUGCUACGUCUGCCUUGCCGGUGACUGUGCAGGAGUGGCUGGCGUGUCGACAAGCCCCGUCUGACAUAUUUCAGGGAGAGGGAUCUUUUCGGUCCAGUUUCUUUAAAAAAGGCUGAAAUACAAGAGGAUGCAAUUUUAAACCCUCUUCUGUUUUUUUUUUUAAUUAAUUUUUAUUGGCGUAUAGUUGAUUUACAAUGUUCUGUUAGUUUCUGCUGUACGGCAAAGUGAAUCAGCCAUACGUACACAUAUAUCCGCUCUCUUUUAGAUUCUUUUCCCAUGGAGGGCAUUACAGAGUCUGAGUAGCGUUCCCUGUGCUGUACAGCAGGUACUGGGAUGGACACACCCAGACUACUAUAUAUAAACCCUCUUCUUGAAGCGAGCGAUUUCCCCAGCCCCUCUGGCCCUUGUGCAGCAUCUCCUCUGAGUGUCACCUGAGCUGAAGGAGGAUUUUCCAGGUGGGGAUGGAGGAGGCCCUGGGGGUGGAGGGUGGUUCUAGAACGACCGUCCCCGCCCGUCACCCACCCUUGCAAUCUCUGUAGUUUUGCAAAGCAGCCCUUUCUCCUUUUCUGCCUCUGUCCUUGUGUAUGAUUCUUCUCACUAUAAACUGGCCCAUUUCCCAGA